Vespula pensylvanica (western yellowjacket) is the source of this 2164-nucleotide messenger RNA. Its product is annotated as nucleoporin GLE1. The transcript has 5 exons. The record is from RefSeq and is a predicted model, not a curated record. Lineage: Eukaryota; Metazoa; Arthropoda; Insecta; Hymenoptera; Vespidae. Gene Ontology annotation, molecular function: protein binding. The coding region runs from base 891 to 1259 and encodes 122 amino acids.
UUGGAACAAACGAUGGUGAUAGGUUCUUGUUUACUCGCGCGUUAGAGGUUUUAUUCGCGACGACGCGAGUGUGCCGAUGAUCAGUGAUUUUUUGUUCGUAUCAAAUAUCGAUUGAGAGAGAAUAGAAUUUUUCAACGAAUAAAAAGAAUUUUCCAUUAAUAUGGAUAAACAAUCGCCGUGUCCUUGAUACAUUUACGCUCAAGCUACUAUUUAUUAGACCGAGAAAUCAGACUAAAAAGAUUCUUUAUUAUAUUAACACGUAGAAAAGAAUACGACAAAGCUUUCACGCUUCACUCGCGAAAGGAAUAUUCGAGUAAUCGAGCUUUCACGACACGAUAGAAAUUUGAUUAUCCUGAAUGGACGUUUUUAGAAUUUAUUUAUUUAACAACAAGUUGUUAGAAUUGAAGGGAAAAUCGAAAUUAUUCUCGUGAUCUUCUUUUUAUUUUCUUUCCUUCCUUUUCUCUCUUGUGUGUGUUUUACUUGACUUCUCUCACAGUAAAUUCUUCUCACGUUGGCAGCUUGCCCGAGAGUAUACGACUUGUUAAUACGUGUAAACGUACGCGUGUAAAUAGCCUUUUGUGUAAAUAACGACCUUGCAUACGCGUAAGAUACUUUUAAUAACGCUGAAGUAAUGUGAUACUUGUUGGUAAUUCAUGCAAAUACGUCGAUGCAAUUUUAAUGCGUAUUAUGAUAUUAACGUGAAGCUUUUGCGAGUCGGUCGAACGUAGAAGAUCAUUUACGAGGAUUUUUUCUUUAAUGAAAGAGGAAUACGGAUUUAAACGAUGGGGAAUAUAAGAAGUUCUCCUCGGUUUCAAAGAUAAAUGUAAUAAAAGAUUUUUCAAGAAUACGUUGAUAUAGAGAACAAAAGGGAGAAACUUUCAAUUAUUACGAUGACCGAGAAGACGAGCUUAUCAUUUCAAUCGCCUACGAUGGAGGAGCACGAAAGAAAUCUGAUGACUGGGACGUUGGAGCAAAGAAAAGAAGCUUUCAAGGAGGACGAGGAACUCAUGAGGGAAACGACGAAAUUUGUGACGGAGGUUAUCGAAACAGCGGCCAUAGAAGCUUCCAAAAGGAAGGAACAAGAGGAGGGAGGUGACUUUGGCGAAGGCAGUAGUUUGAAAGGAGGCAAUACCAUCGCCGGCUGGAACAACCGAGCCCGUGGCUUCUGCAAUCGAAUUUUGAACGCACUUUGCCCGUGCUUCAGCAACAAUGAACUAUUCAACUGGACUCCAUACCGAUAUCGCUUCACGAGACCCUAACCGUUCACCGACGACACGAACUUCCGUUUCUUCGUCGAAUGAACGAGGGCCCGAGAAUUGUAACGAGAAAUCGACGUCGAGACGGGCCUACUUAAAUCAUUCGAUGGCAAAAUAAAUAACGUGAUGUCAAUUUUUGACGUGAUAGCCGGAGACACUGAUUGCGAAUAAACACGUCUUAUGUAGAACUCUUUCGAACGAGAAUAGAUAUUACUAUAGAUAUCGAUGUUUCUCUACGUUUCAAAAUUAUUUUCAUCGUUUUUCGAUGGGUAGGGGAUAUUCGAUAAGGGGAAAAAAAAAGAACAGAAAAGAAAAGAAAAAUGCAAUAAAAUACUCUGUCUUACGUUUUCGCCGCCUAUCGACCUUAAUCGUAAAUAAUCUAAUAUUCUUUUGAUUUAUUUUUUGGACUUUAUAAAAAAAAAAAAAAAAUACUAAAAUCAUUUUUGAUUAACGCUUUCUAUCUGCUUUUGCUUUUCUUUUCGUUUCUAUGCUUUUUCCUUCUGUCUCUCUUUUUUUUUUUUUCUUUCUUUAUCUUUGCCGUUAGCUAUCUCGGUAAUAAAUAAACUUAUACGCUUAUCCAAACUAAUACUUGUGUGAAACGAGAUCAAUCUUUUAAGGUAAUUUUCAACGGCGUAAUUGUUAAUGUUCCAAUAAGACCGACUGCUCUGUGUAUAACUCAUGUUUAGUUUAUAGUAAAAAAGCAAGUUCUUUAAAGGAUUCCGCAACCGACGUCCACCUAAUAGGCUAUAUCUAUAUAUCUUUACUCUAUGAGAACAUUUAAUGCCGCUUAAGUGUUCGUAUAACGUUCUAUGGCACGUAAAAUAGAGAAAAGAGAGAGAAAUAGAGAGAGAGAGAGAGAGAGAGAGAGAGAGAGAGAGAGAGAGAGAGAGAGAGAGAAACGAAUGAAA